AGUAGAGCGGAAGUGCCCGUCGUGAGGCGAUGCGGUGGCGGGUGUGGCUGGCGACGUGGGUCUUGUCGGCGGGCCUGGCCGGGGCGGUGGAGCCCUUGAGCCUGAGCCUGGCCCUGGCCGGCGCCGCCGCCUCCGCCUUCACGGGCUUCCUCUCCUACCCGCGCCUCUACUGCCUCUUCGCCCACUGCUGCCACCAAGGGGACGGCGCCCAAGUCCAGCCAGUGCUACAGGAGAAUUUGGACAAGAAGCUCUUUGGGCAGCAUUUGGCCAGGAAGGUGAUAGUGAAGGCCGUGACAGGGUUCCUGAACAACUCCAACCCCAAGAAGCCCUUGACGCUUUCCUUGCACGGCUGGACCGGGACCGGGAAGAACUUUGCCAGCAAAAUCCUGGCUGAGAGCCUCUACAAAGAGGGCCUCAACAGCAAAUAUGUCCACCAGUUCAUCUCCACCUUGCAUUUCCCUCACCUGCAGAACCUCACCCAGUACAAGGACCAGUUGCAGAUGUGGAUCCGGGGCAACGUGAGCGCCUGCGCGAGGUCCGUCUUCAUCUUCGACGAAAUGGACAAGAUGCACGCCGGGCUCAUUGACGCCAUCAAGCCCUUCCUCGACUAUUACGACGAGUUGGACGGCGUCUCCUACCGGAAGGCCAUCUUCCUCUUCCUCAGCAAUGCCGGAGCCGAGAAGAUCACCGAAGUGGCGCUCGACUUUUGGCGGAAAGGGAAGAAAAGGACCGACCUGGAGCUCCGAGAUGUGGAGACCACCGUCUCCGUCUCCGUCUUCAACAACAAAAAUAGUGGGUUCUGGCACAGCAGCCUCAUUGACCGGAACCUGAUCGACUACUUUGUGCCCUUCCUGCCCCUGGAGUUCCGCCACGUCAAGAUGUGCAUCCGGGCCGAGCUCGAAUCCCGCGGCUAUGUGGUCGACGAGGACAUUGUGACCCGGGUGGCCGAGGAGAUGACCUUCUUCCCCAAAGAGGAGAAGAUCUAUUCCGACAAAGGCUGCAAGACGGUCUACACCAAGCUGGAUUUCUACUACGACUUGUAACCCUUUUGUUUUUGUAAUGAAGCCAAUUGCAGAAGAAACCGAAUCAUUUUAAAGAUUUUUUAGACAAAAACAUGGUCCUCGUUUCAAGCUAUGGCUUGGUGCCGAUACUGUGAAGCCGCUUGAGUUCGUUUGGGGCCUUGUUUUGUUUCGUUUUCUACAACCCUGGAUCUAUAUGUGACUAUUUUGUGAUUCCAACAAUAAUCAAAAGUACUGUACUGGGAAACCACUCUGAAAUUUUCUCAGGGUCUUGCUUUUUAUGGACCUGGAACAUAAUAGGACUGAUUGGUCACUCCAAUGAGUCCUCCCAAUUAAUUUGGCGAUUUUCCAGCUAAUGAAAGACUAUUCUAAUCUUAUCAAUGGGAGACGAGAAUAUUGUUCAGCACGGUUGCACAGCUUUCUCGAGACAUUUGCGACCAUUUCCACUCAAAGUCGGUAAGGAUAAUAUAACGGGAUUUUUUGAUUUGUAUUUUUUUGCUGUUCGGUUCAGGAAACCAGUAAUUAGCAUUUCCCUUGCCCUGAAAUUACGCAUAAAAUAUUAAGUGUAUUUUGGGAUAUAUAUAUGAAGCUACCCACCCGGAUUAUGAGGGGCUGAUAUUCCAAGUAUUCUCAGUGAUGAAAGUUUCGGCGACCAUAUUUUUCCUUCCAAAUUAAAUAUGACAUGAAACAUC
Molecule: messenger RNA, 1711 nt
Organism: Anolis sagrei ordinatus
Lineage: Eukaryota; Metazoa; Chordata; Lepidosauria; Squamata; Anolidae
Product: torsin-1A-like
Biological process (GO): nuclear membrane organization; protein localization to nucleus
Cellular component (GO): endoplasmic reticulum; nuclear envelope; endoplasmic reticulum lumen
Molecular function (GO): ATP binding; ATP hydrolysis activity; kinesin binding
Source: RefSeq, a predicted model, not a curated record